AUGGAGGAAAGGGCAGGAGGAAAGAACACAGGUUUUAUACCAGAUAUGCCUGUUUUAAUGUACCAAAUGGUUUUUGAAUUCCUGACACAUAAGGAUGGAAGGUUACUAACAGCACUUGCAUGUGAAUACCUGGAUUGGGCACAACUGGGUCACACUCUAAAAGUUUAUCUGCCUGAAUGUAAUAUGCAAAAGGAUUUUUGGAAAGCUGAGUUGAAGGAUUUUUGUAGCAAGAAUGGAUAUGAUUUUAACAGGAAUAGAGAGAGUGGCCCUUUACUUCUCGAUGUUCUUGAGGGGUACUUGAAGUAUGAGGUUUGA
Messenger RNA from Nelumbo nucifera (sacred lotus), 315 nucleotides. NCBI's taxonomy places the organism in Eukaryota, Viridiplantae, Streptophyta, Magnoliopsida, Proteales, Nelumbonaceae. The record is from RefSeq and is a predicted model, not a curated record.